AUUAUUUCAUUCCUAUCCCAACUUAGCCGUUUCAUUUCAAACUGCGUCCACAUUUAGAAGCAAUUUUAAUGAUUGUGAAAAUUCCAUUUAAUGUACCGGUAUUCAGAUAUUUUAAUCUCAUUAUCUCACCCACUGAUUGGCAGCUGGUUGCACUCCUAAAAGCGUUGAUCGUAUUAUAUGAAAUCAUCGAACGGAUAAGAACCUUCCUUAUGUGACUGUUCCUUCACCGGUCUAAUUUUGCGCUCUAAAAUGCCACCAAAAAACAAAUGUCUCAUUAGUUCCAAAUUACAGUUGAAUGCAGUUUUACAGAUUGUAAUGAGAUGCAUUUGCGCCACUGUUCAAAUUUAGUCAAGCAGAAGUGCAACUUUCGUUCUGGAACCACAAGAGGACAUUUCCUCCUGAGAAACCUUGUCGCGCCUGAGCGGAUGAAAUUUGCAUCAUCGUACCUUGAAAACCUAAAUGAGUUUUGCCUUUGCUUCCCUUUAUUGAGGACAUUUUUUUUCUCUCCAAAUUUGACUGCAUUGAAGAAUCUUCCAAAGUAAAGUUCCAACGAGACACAAUUGAGCCUAAUAAUGAUCGUUUGAAUCAGGUGGAUCAAUCCUUGGCAUGAUGUGGUAUCAUGCAGAUAUUAUUCCCCCUACAAAAAGUUGAUCAAGAUGUCUUGCUGAAUGAUUCUUCAGGACAGUAGUUUAAAUAGGCCUCAGCGAGAGUGACAGUUACUGGGUCAGGACACCUGAACCGGGCUUUGCCGCUCAGUAGUGUUGUCUUACAGAGGCCUCCAUGUUGCCAAGCAGCGACUGAUAACAUUGACGGUGAGAUCAGGUUGAAUCAGCGACCAUCCGGCAUCAUGGACGGCCUCGCUUCUAUGUGAGUCAGGCGGUUGCUUAAGUUCGCUCGUGAGUGAGGAAUAUGGACCUCAGAGGCGAGCGUUUAAUUGUUUAGCCUUAGAGGGAUGUUUCGGAAGAUCGCCCAUGCGUUCCGUUCCAAUCAUCACUGGGAAAGAGAGCCAGAUGAGUUCGGGCCUGAGUACCACAGCGCCUGCACCGUCAAGCUGGUCCGCAGCAGCUCCGUGCUGGUUGUGGGAGAGAGGACGCAGUCUUGUGAGGGCGCCGCGUUGAAACGAAGCAAGAGCGCCCUGAGUGUGGAAUCCAGUUUGUACUACUACCACAGGCAAGAGGACCGCGUGUGGCUUCACUCCCACGAGCAGAACUGUCUGGAGUAUCUGCGAGCGCUGGUGGCUCUGCGGCGGGGCUACGCAAAGAGCGUGAGCGACUUGAACCGUGGCGACGUCAAAGCCGCGGCGUCCUCCGAGAAGAACGCGGCACUUCCGGCAAAGCCAGGAAACACGGUCUCUCGAGCUACUCCCUUGGCACCGCCCGUGCCCACCGUGGAAGACACGUUGCAAUUUCUGGAUGAGGUGAUUGCAAGCUGCGACACUGAACCUCAGCGUAAACCUUACUUGGAUGAUGGCCAUGACGACGUGGACUUUAUAGUGGCGUCUAGCUCAGCAGAACAUGACCUCCACUCCAACUGGGUCUUGAGGGUUCCUCGGGUGGUAGGUGACGCCAACAUUCAGCAGGAGGAGGUUCAUGUCAAUGCCAACAAAAAAAACCUCCAGAAAAACAAGAGCGGGUCGACCAGCAGUAGGUUGCGCCUACAGAGGAACCCCAUCCAUUUGCCCAAAGUGGUGGAGAGCGCCCUGCAGACACUUCGCUUCAAGUCCAAAAAGUCCUGAAAAUGUCCAAGACAAUUAGGAUUGACACUCAUUCGAAUGGUAAGAUAUUUUUUUUCUUUUUAAAUGAACUCAAGCGCCGGCGCCAUAGUGGAAGACUGUUAGUAGUAGAAUGGAACUGGGACCAAAUAUGAAAGUCUGACUUGUUGGAUUGUAGGUGGCCGUAUUGGGCAUUAAAAAAACAGACGGUGAAACAGUAGCAACUUCACAGCACCCUCUGCUGGAUGUAGUGGGUUAUUAGUUCAUAUACUGUAGCGCCAAUGCAAGUUGUAACAAUUUUGAAUAUUCUAAGACUAGGUGGACACUUAAAAUUCGAUUUGACUCUGUGACAAUAAUGUAUUUCAGGGGUCAUUUGGUU
This is a messenger RNA of Hippocampus zosterae (dwarf seahorse), 2090 nucleotides long. RefSeq lists its product as uncharacterized. NCBI's taxonomy places the organism in Eukaryota, Metazoa, Chordata, Actinopteri, Syngnathiformes, Syngnathidae. The transcript is spliced from 4 exons. The coding region runs from base 953 to 1735 and encodes 260 amino acids. The record is from RefSeq and is a predicted model, not a curated record.